This is a messenger RNA of Physcomitrium patens, 3861 nucleotides long. RefSeq names its product auxin response factor 7. The record is from RefSeq and is a predicted model, not a curated record. Gene Ontology annotation, cellular component: nucleus. Gene Ontology annotation, biological process: regulation of DNA-templated transcription; response to hormone. Gene Ontology annotation, molecular function: DNA binding. Lineage: Eukaryota; Viridiplantae; Streptophyta; Bryopsida; Funariales; Funariaceae.
UAAAUAGUGUUGGCAUUAGAUGUGGGCUAUGGUGUUGGGAAUAGAAUAAUGACCUAUAUUUGUAGAGGAGCGGGGACGAAAAUGAAGAGGGGAUGAGAGUGCGCCAGGACGGAGAGAAUUCGCAGCCGUGUUUUGGUCAAAAGUCAUGUUCAUGCGCAGAACUUCGUUUCUCAAACACAAUCAUCAAUCGACUGACUUCCGCUUCUUCUUCUCAACAUCAUCAAGACUAACCUUCCCCAGCAAUUGGAUAACCAAGCAGAGCGAGUCUGUCUCCUCGGCUAGAUCUUGGGGUUUUGCGCCUGCUCCAGUGAGCUAAGAGCAUACAUAGGAAGCAAGCGGCGUGUGUGGGUGUGUGUGAUAGUGCGUUUGUUUGUUUCUGUGAGUGUGCGUGUGAGAGAGAGAGAGAGAGAGAGAGAGAGAGAGAGAGAGAGAGCGAGCGAUAGAGCACAGCGGGGUAGUGUAGUGUGCAGCGUUGUUGCAACGUUGGUGUGCUGGCGUGUGACGUUGUUGUUUGAGGACGUGAGGGUGCAUCGAGAUGAACUUCAAGCUGGUGAAGGAGGAAGCAUACGGGAAAGAUAUCGAGUUACAGGUCACUUCCCAGGUCAAAAAUAAGUAAAGCAUAGCCUGGUGAAUACUGUAGGAAGUUCACAUUGGUUCUAUGUUCGCACGCUCUGAUCAUUCUCUUUGAAGAAUGUACAUCGCGUAAGAUCGCAUCGGAGAGCUUUCAGAGUCGGCGCUCAGGCAAGAGAGGAUGCAAUAUUACGGAGGUAUGCGAGGUUUCGAUGAAGGGUCCACAAAAAUGGACGAGUUGGACUGUGAACUAUGGCAUGCGUGUGCUGGUCCUCUAACGCAACUGCCUCCAGUUGACAGCCAUGUGAUGUACUGGCCACAAGGACAUAUUGAGCAGGUAGUUGCAUGCACGCCAGAUUCCGCAGGCGCUGCAGAUGUCUAUCAAGCAUCGAAACAGUUUUCAAAUCUACCCGCCCAUUUGCUUUGCAAGAUAAGCAAGAUUGAGCUGCAAGCGGAUCCUCACACUGAUGAGGUGUUCGCACAGAUGGAUCUCACCCCGCAAUACGAGACGGAGUUUACUAAAGAAAUGAAAGAUGCGCCACCUCCAACCAUGCAAAAGAACGUCCGAAGUUUUUGUAAGACAUUGACUGCGAGUGAUACGAGUACUCAUGGAGGUUUUUCGGUGCCCAGAAGAGCUGCUGAAGAUUGUCUGCCUUUGCUUGACCACAGCAUGAAUCCUCCAUGUCAAGAGCUUGUGGCUAAGGAUCUGCAUGGCAAGGAGUGGAACUUUCGUCAUAUUUAUCGAGGUCAUCCACGAAGACAUCUUUUAACAACAGGUUGGAGUGUUUUUGUCAGUCAAAAGAGGCUCGUUGCUGGGGACACUGUGAUUUUCCUACGUGGAGAAAAUGGUCAGCUCAGAGUUGGAGUACGUAGAGCAUCUAAGCAACUGCCGCAAACACGCUCCACUCACUUCAGUAAUGCGAACUUGCAUCUUGGGGUGUUAGCUGCGGCAUCUCAUGCAGCUACUGAAAGGCUGCGUUUCAGCGUGAUUUAUAAUCCCAGGACAAGUCCAUCUGAAUUUGUAAUACCCUAUCAUAAAUAUCUGAAGACCAAAGAGAACAAUCUGACAGUUGGUUCUCGGUUCAAGAUGAAAUUUGAAUCGGAUGAGUCAACUGAGAGGAGGUACUCCGGUACCAUCGUAGAAGUGAGUGACGCCGACCCACUGAAAUGGCCAAAUUCAGCAUGGAGGUCCAUGAAAGUGGAGUGGGACGAAUCAGCUAGUGAAAGGCACGAAAGGGUAUCACCAUGGGAGAUCGAGCCCUUUGUGCCGAUCUCCACCUUGCCCACACCUUCUGUGGGGCCUAGGCCAAAGCGCCGACCACCUACCUUUGUGACAGACUCGUCCCCGCAGGGAACCAGUCAAAGUGUGUUAGAUCCUCAGCAGUCCAACAAGUUGGCAAGGAUUCUACAUUCUCAUGAUCCUCGAAAUGAGUUGAGUAUAGGAGAUGACGAUGACGGGGAUAUCGAAUCCUCCCGGACCUCCUCAUUGGCUGUCAAGCAGGAACAACCGCCCCGUACUGGACAACAAAUUUGGUUACAACGUCCAGAUGUUUCCUCCUGUGGCAUGUCAGCUAGUCCAUACUCUAGUCCUAGGCUACCAUCUAUGGCACCAUUUGCCCCCCUGCCAGCAGACAAAACUGACCUGCAGCUGUCUGUAAAAUCUGGCAGCUUGGAUCAAACUCUCAGCAACGACGUGUCGAGUGUGUCCUGUGCGCCAUACGUGGGUCCUGGAAACCAUUCGACAGCUGCUCAUCAUUUUCGAGAGCCUUCUUGUAAUAAGAUUUUGCCAAGUUGGCUGACGUAUCCCAAAUCAACGGAUGGUACUGGGGUCACGUCUCUCCCGGGUUCUGGAAGAACCCAACUGCCUAUCACCUCGCUUAACAAUGAUCCGAAAUUAACACCUGCACAAAACCUGUCCUUUGGAUCAUGGGAUAAGGUUGAGCAGGAGAAAGUUCACACCUCUCCAGCACUAGAACAGCAGUGCAAGUUGUUUGGCUUUAAUCUGGUUGAUAAGGCGGUGCUUGCGCCUGUUUCGUCAGCGCCAUCUCAUUGUGAAGAUUCUGAAGGAUCUGGUCCCUGGUCUUCCACUGACCUCACUUCCCCUACCUCUGUCGAUACCCACGUGAGCAAGCUUGCAAACGGAGCAUACCAGCCGCCCACCGUUCCAGUGAGGAGCGGAACCAAAGUGAACUAUUAUGGGAAAUUCGGUCGUACCGUUGAUCUCAAAAAGUGUGACAGUUACGCCGCUCUCAGACGCAUGCUGGCGACCCUUUUUGGCCUUGAAGGUCAACUGGAUGAUGUUACGAAGGGUUGGCAGCUUGUUUACACUGACCACGAAAAUGACGUCCUCCUGGUGGGGGAUGAUCCUUGGGAGGAGUUCUGCAAUUGUGUGCGGAGCUUGAAGAUCCUGUCUCCACAAGAUGCUGCGGGACAGAACGUAGGAAAACUCCCCAUGAACAACUGUGACGAGGACGAUGAUUGGCUUUCUGCAGUUCAGAGCAGUGGCUAGAAGGUGUCUCUCAUUUUGGAUGUGGCACUGAGUGUUCAUAUUGUCCCUUUUUGUUUUUGUGAGAUUUUGACUGCAGCCCUCCAAUUCAGAACUGGCGGCUAGGGACGAAAGGCUUUUCUCCUAUGUAGUAGGAGAGUUUUGACUGCAAAAGCCUGAUCCGUGUACAGCAUUGCAUUGCUACAGGCCGUAAUGGGAACGUUUAUGAUAAAUGUAGGUUGUAUACAGCGGCAGAAGUAUUACGAGUAUCUAUAGAGCCUUCAAGAGAUGGAAGACGAACUGGUGUGCACCCUCUGGUGCUAGUAUGACUCCAUGCAUUGUGAAGUGGGUUCCUUCAGGAAUGCUAUUGCUUUUCAUCGUCUUAGAUCGUAGAUGUGAAAAGUCUUUCUAAUGAGCACUUGUCUGUUGUGUUGUGGUACUCCUGAUCUGUAGCGCUUGAAAGGACUAGGUGAAGAGGAUUAGACAGGAGUAGCCAAAAUUUUGGUUUUUUUAACGGGACCUCAUCAUAUUCACUAAGUGAGUGUAAAGUAGUUAAACAGCACCGUCAACCGCGGAAUUUCUGCAUGGCACCAUGUCAUCACAUGAAUCACCGUAGCUUAAGUUGACGACUUGAGAAUCAGAUGAGAAAGUGAUGCACACGACUCGUCAGGAUGAAGGACCCGCUUUGGUAGGCCAUAUUUAUUUCCCAUUGUUCCCCAUUCUGGCAGUGACAGGAUAUACCUUCUGCGUUCACUUACAUAGACUGAGUGGUUACAUUGACCUGCUAAUAAACAAAUUCAUCAACA